Molecule: messenger RNA, 1077 nt
Organism: Owenia fusiformis
Lineage: Eukaryota; Metazoa; Annelida; Polychaeta; Sabellida; Oweniidae
Source: the annotation of a GenBank genome assembly
AUGUCAUUAGGUAUAGUACAACGAGCAGCAAAUCCAACUCAGGCCGAUGAGGGCUACAAUUAUCAGACGGGAAGAGGGCUCCUUAACUCAGCAUAUAAGAAAUGUCCACCUGUAGACGACCCAUUGAAGGACAAGCUAUGCCCUGAUGGAGUAACAUGCGUUCGAGGAAAAGGAUUGUGCCCUGGAAGUAUGUGCAACUUUAAGCGGUAUGACUUCUACUGUGAACGUUCUCACCAGUGCGUAAAGACAUCAGAAGUUUGUGAUGGCUGGAAUGAUUGUCAAUAUUGGGAAGAUGAAGAGAAAUGCAGAUAUCCAGCAAUAAAGCAGCAGAACAGAGAUUACGAGGAUUCCAAUACACAAUCAAGCCAUAAAAAUAACAACAACAACCAAGACUCAAGUGGAAGCACAAGACCUUCAAUAAAAAGUGAAUAUGCGGCGCUGGCUGCACUCUUAUUGGUUGUUGCUUUAAUCGUUUACACAGUAUGUAGAUACAAGUUCGACCCAAGGAUGAGGCGGGAAUUUCGAACUGCUUGGAACAAAUCAUUCCCAGGUUGUCCAAUUAAAACUGACCUCCCCGUCGAUAAUGAAACCACAAAUGACAAUAGUGAUUUUGAUUCCACUACCUCCGAUGAAAGGGAUAUGCCCGCUAGAUCCUCAUCGUAUCGAACAGCUGCUGUUGCAUACAACCACCAUCCUCCCUCCGCUCAUAUUGUUGAUGUUCACCAAGCUACGAUAGAAACCAAUGGUACAGAGCCAAUAAGCAAAGCCCAAAAUGAUUCACCCACACUAGACCAAAGUACUGAACAGAACCAAACACAGUCGAUUACUCAGAACACUAGCUCACUAACGGAUACCGAGAGCAUACAUGACAAUGGUACUUCUUCCGAUGCUAAUGAAAUGCCGAUACCCGUUAAUAACACUGGAGAUAGGAUGGCCCCUCCUAUUCUAGACCUUAAUGCAUCUGGAGUGGAAGACCUUCCACCUUCGUACGAUGCAGUUGUGUCUAAUCCAAAUACAUAUCAUGUCAGGGGCGUCGGAACAAUGUAUGCAGAUACGCAAAUGCGUGUUGAAAAGUGA